AUGAGCAAGACUGAGGUAGGAACCGCCGAAACAGGCGACUUCUUUCACGAUGAAAAGGGCCCAGCGGCCCUCGUUGCGGGCUCGAACGUGCGCAUUCAGAAAUCAGCAGCUGAACGAAAACUACUUCUCAAAGCUGAUUGUGUGAUUCUACCCAUGUGUGGAUUGACCUGGUGGGUAACAUACUUGGACCGGAACUCCAUUGGAAACGCCAGAAUCAUGGGCCUUCAAACAGAUCUUAAUAUGAGUUCCAACCAAUUCUACAACUGCUUAACUAUGUUUUUCAUUGGAUAUAUUGCUUUCAUGUUACCGGCGAACCUGACUGCAAGAAAAUUCAAACCAAACAGGGCCGUCGGUGCUGCUGUGCUCGGUUUUGGUGCCGUUCUCGUGGGAAUGGCAGGGGCCAAAAACUACUCGACGGUCCUCGCUCUUCGGAUCUUGCUAGGACUCGGACAGGCCUUUGUGCAGAUGCUCAGCCUGUACAUGAGUCUGUGGUACAAAAGAGAUGAGCUGGCCACACGAAACGCAAUCUAUUAUUCCUGCGCCGUCGUCUCGGGGGCUUUUGGCGGAUUGAUUUCCUACGGUAUUCAGACCGGCCUGCCCUUAAAGACAACAGGACGCGCUCCUUGGUCAUGGCUCUUCAUUGUUGAGGGAUCGAUGGCCAUGGGAAUCGGUAUCUUGGCCUGGUUGUUACUUCCCCGGUUUCCUGAUGACCUGCAAAAGCGAGAGAAACGUCACUGGCUGUUCACUCGAGAAGAGAUCAACAUAGCGGUCGAACGAUUUGCAUCCUACAACACCGUGGGAGAAAAGGUGCAAACCAAACAAUUAAUCGCCGUUCUGAAAGAUCCCAAAUCGUACUUCUAUGCCAACCAGCAAGGGGCGAGCGUCCUCGGUAUAUCAGUGGUCGGAAGUUUCCUUCCCAGCUUCAUUAAAGACUUCGGCUUCUCUCCUAUACGCACUCAACUGUUCACAAUCGUCCCAUACGCUUGUGCGUUUGUAUCUAUUCUUCUUGCCGGCGCCCUUUCCGACCGACUCAAUCGGAAGGCACCAUUUUGCCUCAUCUUCUUCUCUCUCGGCUGUCUGGGCUACAUACUGCUUCUGGUCGUCGAGUCUACCGCCACCAAAAUCGUAGCAACCUGCCUUGUCACUUCUGGCUGCUAUACCUGUACCUUUCUUUCACCGGUCUGGCAACAAAUCAACACUAUCGGCUAUACCAAACGUGGCGCUACUUGGGCAUUUCUAGAGGUCUUCGGCCUCUGUUACUCCAUUAUGGGAACCCGCAUUUACAAUACUCCUCCGCGGUAUAUCAAGGGACAUUCUGUCGUUCUGGGAUUGAAUGCCUUCGCACUCCUCAAUGUGGUCUUCGUUUACCUGUGGAUGAGAUACAAAAAUCGCCAGAAGGAUCGUAUUGAGGGAGAAUAUGCAGCACGAGGAGAGGUGCAUCCUCAUGUUGCGAAUGAAAUUUCGCUGGGCGAGGCCGGUGAGGAUUAUAUCUCUUUCCGCUAUAUUUUGUAG
Molecule: messenger RNA, 1512 nt
Organism: Rhinocladiella mackenziei CBS 650.93
Lineage: Eukaryota; Fungi; Ascomycota; Eurotiomycetes; Chaetothyriales; Herpotrichiellaceae
Exons: 6
Coding region: 1-1512 (503 amino acids)
Biological process (GO): transmembrane transport
Cellular component (GO): membrane
Molecular function (GO): transmembrane transporter activity
Source: RefSeq, a predicted model, not a curated record